AUGACCACGUCAGAUCUUGAUCAGCUCAUUGAAAUGGGCUUCGACAAGGAGCGAGCCGAGAUGGCCGUCUCCAAGACAGGAGGCCUGCAAGGCGCUCUCGAAUGGCUCGAAGCCAACCAAGAUAAAUCUCUCGAAGAAAUUAAGGCGGCCGAAUCACGUUCAGAAGAGACACAGGAGGGACCUCCGCUCAAAGAGGGUGAACAGCCUCGAAGUCUCGUUUGCAACGAGUGCGGAAAGAAAUUCAGGAGCCAAGCACAGGCUGAAUUCCAUGCAUCCAAGACAGAGCAUGUCGAUUUUUCGGAAUCAACGGAAGAGAUUGCUCCCCUAACGGAGGAGGAGAAAAAGGCGAAACUGGCAGAAUUACGGGAGAAACUCGCGGCGAAACGAGCAAUGCAAUCGGAGCAAAACAAGCUGAACCAGAAGAGAAACGAGGAAAUCCGGCGGAAGAGCACCAAGGAGGCUCAAGACAUCAGAGAAGAACUACAGAAGAAGGAGCUGAUGAGGGAGGCAGCCAAGAAACGGAAAGAGAAGCAAGAAGAACUCGAAGCGAAGCAGAAAAUCAGGGCCAAGAUAGCUGCAGACAAAGAAGAGCGGAGACUGAAAGCCGAAAGAGAGAAGGCUGAGCGGGCAGGCCAGGCUCCCCCACCGCAACCAGCAGCACCCGCUCCAACGACGUCUGGACCGGUGACAUCCAAACCUGCAUCCGCCUACACAGAAACUCGCCUGCGGUUCCAGACGUCCAAAGGAAACAUUAUGAAGACCUUCCCCGUGGAUACAACCCUUUUCGAGGUUGCCGCCGCCCUCAACAAGGACGAAGGAUUGGAAGUUCAGAGUUUCACACAAAAUUUCCCGAAAAAGAUCUUCGACGCCGAAUAUUUCGGUGAAACAUUGAAGGAGCUUGGUCUGGUGCCUAGCGCCAGUCUUAUUGUGAAAUAA
Messenger RNA from Rasamsonia emersonii CBS 393.64, 936 nucleotides. RefSeq names its product UBX domain protein. Bases 1 to 936 code for a protein of 311 amino acids. The transcript is spliced from 3 exons. The record is from RefSeq and is a predicted model, not a curated record. NCBI's taxonomy places the organism in Eukaryota, Fungi, Ascomycota, Eurotiomycetes, Eurotiales, Trichocomaceae. Gene Ontology annotation, molecular function: protein binding.